Molecule: messenger RNA, 915 nt
Organism: Ambispora leptoticha
Lineage: Eukaryota; Fungi; Glomeromycota; Glomeromycetes; Archaeosporales; Ambisporaceae
Source: the annotation of a GenBank genome assembly
AUGUCAACUACGACCAAUAACCACGAUGAGACCAACAAAUCUUUCCUUUCACAAGUAGAAAUAUAUGGUCACAAAGAGCUCGUUGACAAAUUCAGUAAAAUAACAAGAGAGGAUAUCGAUAGGCUCUCGAGCUCUAAGAACCCACACAAUAGAUACAGUAUAUCCGUGGCAAAGACUCAUGAAGCUCAAAAGCUGAAUCGUUACACGGACGUCAUUCCGUUUGACUAUAAUCGGGUAAAAUUAUCCACUAAAAGACCGUCGAAAACUGACUACAUUAAUGCUAGUUUCAUCGAGGCGCCAAAUAAAGUGCGUCGAUAUAUCGCAGCACAAGGUCCUUUGCAAGAGACGAUCGAUGAUUUUUGGUUGAUGGUUUGGGAACAAAACUCUCGUGUUAUUGUGAUGUUGACUAAGGAGAUUGAGAAAGGAAGUCCUAAAUGUAUACGGUAUUGGCCAUCACAAAAGGAUCAGCCGAUAGAAUCCUCGGUUACCGGAUUAAAAGUUUCAUUGGAAUCGGAGACAUUAGACCCAGACACAUCUUGUUGGCCGGAUCAUGGAGUUCCAGAUUCACCGGAUAUCGUAUUGCAAUUAAUUCGAAAAACUAAUGAAUUACAACAAGAGUAUCAAAACCGUCAAAAUAUUGGUCGUAACGACAGAGAGAAAGAGGAAGUUGGUCCUGUUGUGGUGCAUUGUAGUGCUGGAUGUGGGCGUACGGGGACAUUUUGCACUAUUGAUUCAGCCUUGGCUUUAUUGCAGGAUAUGCAUGAUAAAUCUUCAGAUUUGAUUUACAGUUUGGUGCAAUAUUUUCGUGAGCAAAGAACACAUAUGGUACAAACUCUUAGUCAAUAUCAGUAUUGCUAUUUGGUUGUAUUACGUAAAUUGGCGUUGGAUUCGGGGUCUGUUGUUUCUUCAAGAUAA